Messenger RNA from Durio zibethinus, 1852 nucleotides. Its product is annotated as homeobox-leucine zipper protein ATHB-12-like. Gene Ontology annotation, biological process: positive regulation of DNA-templated transcription. The record is from RefSeq and is a predicted model, not a curated record. Lineage: Eukaryota; Viridiplantae; Streptophyta; Magnoliopsida; Malvales; Malvaceae. Gene Ontology annotation, molecular function: sequence-specific DNA binding; DNA-binding transcription factor activity, RNA polymerase II-specific. Gene Ontology annotation, cellular component: nucleus.
CAAAGAAUUAUUUUAGACUCAAAACGUGGCUUUCUCGCAUUGCACGACGAUGAAAGUCGCUUCUAAACGAAUGACUUUCCUGGGAAACACCGUUCAAUAAAUUAAGAUGGGAGUACUUAGAUAUUCAUAUUCUUUCAAGUCCUGUAACCAACAGAUGAAUAUUGAUAUGAUUUAUUUCAUGUCUAAUGGGUUGGGAAUACGCGUUUUAGCCUGCGAAAUCCUUGUAUCAGCACAUCGUCAUCCAAAUUGAGCGUGAAAAUAACGUUUGUUUGAUCCCUGUACGCUGAAACAAAUCAUACAGAAACUUUUCGUCUUUAAGAAACCUACCUAGAUCCCAAAUCACAAAAUAGAACUCAUGCAAGUUGCAUAACCAAUCACGUAGCGACCUAUAUAUUCGAGGGACGGUUCAUAGACAAAUGUCUAUGUUGGUUGAGAGAGAAACCCACACAAGGUUGUCCAACAGGUGUCCCAAUAGAGCAUCAACAUUACAAUCGGUAUUUUCCCAUUCAAAAUCGGCUUUAGCCCUACCCCUCGGAUACCCUCACCACUUAGGCACUUGUCCCAAUCUUAUUACUAUAUUUAUAUACAUCCACCUCUCCAUCUUAUUUUGCUUCACCCUCUAUUCUGCAAAACAGGUACUACCGUGUUGGCAAUGAGAGAGCAACUCCAAGCAGUAGCGACGGUGAAGGUGGAACUUGGUUUAUAUGGUUUAGAUCAGGACAUGCACCCUCCUAUUACAAAUGUUAGACCCAACAACAAGAACAAGAGAAGAUUCAGUGAUGAACAAAUUAAGUCACUAGAGUUCAUGUUUGAGUCAGAUUCAAGACCGGAGUCGAUGAUAAAACAUCAACUAGCUAAUGAGCUUGGACUACAGCCCCGACAGAUUGCUAUCUGGUUCCAGAACAGGAGAGCUAGGUCCAAAACUAAGCAAAUUGAGCGAGAUUACAACAUUUUGAAAAAGAGUUACGAUGCUCUUGCUUCUAGCUAUGAAUCCUUGAAAAGAGAGAAUCAAUCCUUGAGUAUCCAGUUGCAAAAACUGAAGAGUCAGCUUGAGAUGGAACAUGGAAACAAAACCUAUGGACCAAACAGAACAGCCGGAAAUAGUGGUGAUGGCAAAUCCGGGAACAUGAGUGCUAUAUUUGACGCGAAGGAGAAGAUCACCUUUCUAUUUGAAGGCUAUGACCACAUGCUUUCAAGCGAUAAAAAUAGCAGAAAUGUUGAGAGCACGGAUGAGGAUAGAGUGGUUCUGGAAGUGAUGGAAACCAGAGAUGGCUCCUUGACGUCAUCAGAAAAAUGGUGCGGUUUUGAAUCCAAUUGUUUCCUGGACGAGUCAAGUUGUAGUUCAAAUUGGUGGGAAUACUGGUUAAGGUUGAAUGGAAAUUAAAAUAUGCAGCCGUUGCAUCGAGGAAUGAAUUAAAUAUGAAAUUUAGAUCUCUCUGCAUAUAAUUCUAUCCCCCAUGUAACCAAAACCAUGAUGCACGCACUUGCCGUUCUUUUUCUUAUUUCUUUCUUUUUUAUUCAGAGCAAUCCCAGUUGUUAAAACUAUACUUCCCAACAACAAAGCUGAGAGACAACUGAGAAAAGCUUCCUACACCUGGAUUCUCCAUGGUUUCAAAAACAAUCAAGACACUUAUGACAAGGGCUAAGGCCUCAAGCUGGAUACCGUGCUAGUAUGUUUUUAUGUCCGCAAGCAGGAUCACAAAGUCGCAGACAAUAGUUUUCCCCCGGUUUUUAUACUCAUUUAAUCGUAUAGAAAAAUGCAAGCAGAAUGAUAAAAUGUUAUAGUAGCACAAAUGAAGCAAAGAAGAAAACUACAUUCAUUAUUAAGGCAGAAAGAACCAUAAUUCUAUCC